Raphanus sativus (radish) is the source of this 781-nucleotide messenger RNA. Its product is annotated as upstream activation factor subunit UAF30. The coding region runs from base 89 to 508 and encodes 139 amino acids. Lineage: Eukaryota; Viridiplantae; Streptophyta; Magnoliopsida; Brassicales; Brassicaceae. Gene Ontology annotation, cellular component: nucleus. The transcript has 2 exons. The record is from RefSeq and is a predicted model, not a curated record.
UUAGGUCGAGUGUGCCCUCAGACACGGAUAACGCAAAACCUCUAGUCUUCCCAAAAUCCACCACCUCACAACAACGACGACGACGACGAUGGCUCUUUCCACUGGAAUCUUCUCUACCUCCUUCCUCUGCGCCAAAACGGCGCCGUUCCGCAGCUCACCGUCUCUCCGCGUUUCCCCUCAUCCGGCUAACCUGCGCUUGGUGCGAGCCGUGACCUCCGCGACGGCGGCGUCGUCCUCCGAGCCGUCAACCACCAAGGUUCGGGAGCCUCGCGGAAUCAUGAAGCCUCGCCCAGUGUCCCCCGAGAUGCAGGACGUCGUCGGUGAGCCGGUGAUUCCUCGCACGCAGGCUCUCAAACGCAUUUGGGCCUACAUCAAGGAGCGCGACCUUCAAGAUCCACAAGACAAGAAGGUUAUAAUCUGCGACGAGAAGCUGAAGAAGAUAUUUGCAGGCAAAGACCGUGUCGGCUUCUUGGAGAUUGCAAAGCUCAUCGGUCCUCACUUCCUCUGAAUGAAAAUUCGGCUGAGAGAUGACUAUCAAUCACUAGCGUAUGGUUCGGUGUGAGCUAUCAAGAUAUCAUAUUAUAAUAUUAGUAACGUUAGGUUUAAGAACUUUUAUGCAACAAAGUAGUAGUCAAUGCCUUCGGACAAUAUCUUUUGCUUUUGCUGGUUAUGUCUUAUUGCUUCCGACUGCAGUUCAAAUUAUCUUUGUUGUCUUAGGACUUGAACAACUCUUUGAUGCAUCGUUUCUCCAUAUUGUCAAAAGGCCUACCAUUUUAAUUUA